This is a messenger RNA of Babesia microti strain RI, 969 nucleotides long. RefSeq names its product conserved Plasmodium protein, unknown function. Lineage: Eukaryota; Apicomplexa; Aconoidasida; Piroplasmida; Babesiidae. The transcript has 3 exons. Bases 1 to 969 code for a protein of 322 amino acids. The record is from RefSeq and is a predicted model, not a curated record.
AUGAUCACAGGGCUGUUGAAUAUGAGUAUGGGACUUAAGAUAACUAAGGAUUGCAACUUUUUUAUUCAUCAAAAUCGCGGAUACGUCAAAAAAUUUGGACUUCCGACGCCUAUUCAUAACAUUACCAAUAGCUACAAAAACAUAAGGCAAAUUAAUUCUCUGAGUGCAGAGGAGGAAGAAAAGCUCGAGGAUUUGCUUGGAAAAAAAGUUUCACGUUUGUCUAAAAAAGAGUUAUUGGACGAAAUUAUAAACGAGAAUGACCCCGUGGUGAAUAAGAUUAUGGGCGACAUUUUCGACAUAAACAAUCUACCAUCCCUUGAACGCACAGAAACUUUACAAACAGUUUCACGUUUGUCUAAAAAAGAGUUAUUGGACGAAAUUAUAAACGAGAAUGACCCCGUGGUGAAUAAGAUUAUGGGCGACAUUUUCGACAUAAACAAUCUACCAUCCCUUGAACGCACAGAAACUUUACAAACAGAUGAUACAUAUGUGGAUGAUGAGAUUGUUGACAAGGAUUUUUACGACCCUACCGUGGGGGAAUUCAAAAUGAAAUACACAAAUGAAGAAGAACGUAUUAAUAUCGCCAAAAAUGCAGUAGCGCAUAUAUUAGAAGAUAACAUGGUACUAGUGGUACCUAUAAAGAAGAUUAUAGUAAAAAAUGAGCACAUAGACACGCUUUUUUGGCGAGAUUCUCAUAAACAUAUCGAAAUUUGGAUUCCCCUGAGGCAUAGCAUUAGUUGUAAAGAUUUAAAAAUUAACUUUUCAACUAAAGAUAUCAAGAUAACAAAUGGUGAUUUGACUUUGUUGGAACUGCCGUUGCCUGGACCAAUUCGUGCCGAUGAAUGUGUAUGGGAGAGCGAUAAUAGAUCAUUUCCAGAGUUACCAAUUGAAGCCCUGCAGACUCUACACAUUGUACUUACGAAGCGUGCAUCCCAUGAACACAUUUGGAAGUCCCUUCUCCGCAAAUAA